This is a messenger RNA of Amphibalanus amphitrite, 558 nucleotides long. RefSeq lists its product as uncharacterized. The record is from RefSeq and is a predicted model, not a curated record. Bases 1 to 558 code for a protein of 185 amino acids. The transcript is spliced from 3 exons. NCBI's taxonomy places the organism in Eukaryota, Metazoa, Arthropoda, Thecostraca, Balanomorpha, Balanidae.
AUGUACCGGGAGUCGCUCGAUACAGGGAUCCUUCCAGAGGACUGGACGUCGGCCAACGUGGUCCCCAUUUACAAGAAGGGCAGCAAGGACGACCCCAGCAAUUACCGACCAGUCAGCCUGACGCCAGUGCCCUGCAAGGUGCUGGAAGCCAUCAUCAGGGACAGGCUGAUGGAGCACCUGCAGGCAGAGGGCCUGAUUACUGAAGCCCAGCAUGGAUUCCGGCCGGGCAGGUCCUGCACGGCGACAGAGGAAAAGGACCUAGGAGUGAUUGUUGACGCGGAGCUGAAGUUCAGGAGGCAAGCAGCGGCAGCGGUCAACAAGGCAUCUCGAGUGAUGGCCGUGAUAAGACGGUCAUUCAGCCUGCUGGACAAGAUGACCCUGCCAAUCCUGUUCAAGACGCUUGUGCGACCACUCCUGGAGUACGUCAGAGUCAUUAACGACUGGAACAGCCUACCAUCAUCCGUCGUAGACGCCGACUCUCUAAACUCGUUCAAGAACCGGCUCGACACUCACUGGAGACACCUCCACUUCACCCCGCCCCUACCAUACGAACAGUAA